CUACUCCACCAUUAUUCCCGCUCUCCUGUAUCUUCUUCUCCUCCGCCUAAUGGAGCUCGUCCCUUACUCCUCUUCCCCAAACCCUAAGCCAACGUCUAACUCUGUCAGCCCCCCAUGGUCGGAGAUGUUCCAUUCCGCCUCCCUUCGCCGACCGCCAGACUCCAUUCCUUCCUCUCGACAGCCCUCCCCGCCUCCCCGCCAACCCCCCAUCGCGGGAGCAUGCGCCACUGCCUCUGCCCAAUCGUCUGUCAACGAGGUACGCCUCUCCCUCUAUAUCUCGAUGGCCCACGCAGGCCUUGCCUUCUCCCUUCUCCUUCUCUACGGUCUCUACCGUCUCCUCCAUGAUUUUAUCCGGCCGCUCCAAUGGGCUGUUCUCUGCUCUAUCCCCCUUCGCGAGAUCCAGGAAGUACUCUUCUCCUUCUGGUCCGAUCCACUCCGCCAUGGUCUCGUGCCGACCUGCCUCGCUGCCCCAGCCGCCAUAUUCCGCGCCUCCGCCGACACUCUCACUGACGUCCGCUCUCUCCUCUUCCGCCGCACCCUCAACAGCCGAUUUGGUUUCAAUCGGCUCCUCCGUUGGCUCGCCUGUUUCUGGCUCUUCCUCGUGUCCUUCGAACGGCUCGGUCCGGUUUCGCUUGCUCUUCUUACCGCCGGGCUUUUCCUGGCCGGGCCUACGGCCUCCGCCGUUCGAUACGCUAGCUUCAAUGCCGGCCGGCAAUCCAAACACGGCUCCAGCUUUCUCACCGCAGGGAUACUUAGGAAUCUGAAAACCAUCAUCGCGAUUGGGCUGAUCGCUGGAAUGAUCCUAGGGUUCAUCGCUGGGGGUGCUUUCUUUUCCUAUAAGAUUGGUCUUGAGGGUAAGGAUGCUGUCAUGUCCCUUAAAUCCCACAUGGAGACUAGCAACUAUGCAGAAAAGAUCGGAUUCAAGCAGUGGGUUAAUGAGAAUGAUGUACCUGGUCUUGUUGAUAAGUAUUCUGCUCAAUUGUAUGAGACUGUAUGGGAACAUCUUGAUAAUCUGGGAGCGCAGUAUAAUUUGACGGAAUUUGUUAAUGGGUUGCGACAUUUUAUGAUUUCCCAGCCGGGAAAUCUAUCUGUAGAUAUUUCAACAUCACUUGCAGGCUCUUCGCCGCACCCGUACACUGUGCAGUUCCAAACGUUGAGCGUUCAUACUAAGAAUCGUGAGUGGGGGGCAAUUUAUUCGGAUGUGGUUUCCAUCUUUCAGGAAUUGAUGGCCACCAGAGUGGAUUUGAUUGAGAAGGCUAAGGGGUUUGCUUUCCAGGGCAUGGAAGUGGCAAAACAAGUGUUGGCUAGUGGCACUUCGGUUCUUGGUGGGAGCGCAAACUUGAUGUUUUCUGUUGUUCUGGCAAUUGUUUCUGGUGCAGCAGAAGUAUUGAAUUUUGUCUCCCAGUUGAUGGUCUUUCUCUGGGUUUUGUACUAUCUCAUCACCUCGGAGUCCGGCGGGGCGACAGAACAAGUCAUGGGCAUGCUUCCUAUCACAAAAACAGCAAGAGAUAGAUGUGUUGAGGUGAUCAACCAUGCAAUUAGUAGUGUUCUAUUGGUCACUGUUAAAAUUGCCAUCUUUCAAGGUUGCCUAACUUGGCUUCUGUUCCGCUUCUGCUCCAUACAUUUUGUGUACAUGUCGACUUUGUUAGCCUUCAUUAGUGCAUUGCUUCCUUUAUUACCACCUUGGAUAUCAUCAAUCCCUGCUGCUGUCGAGCUCUUAAUGGAAGGGAGGUAUAUCUGGGCAAUUGGAUUGACUGUGGUGCACCUUAUGCUGUUGGAUUAUGGAACUUCAGUCAUUCAAGAGGAUAUCCCGGGAUAUAAUGCUUAUCUUACUGGUCUGAGCAUCCUUGGCGGCAUGACAUUGUUCCCCAAUGCUUUAGAGGGAGCAAUAAUGGGCCCUUUGAUAAUGACUAUUGUCAUUGCUAUGAAGAACCUGUAUGCUGAGUUUGUGCUGGAUGAUUCAGAACAAAGCAAAGCAAAGUAGACGCUCAUUUGUAAUUUUUGCAGAUGAUGUUCGCCCC
Dendrobium catenatum is the source of this 2021-nucleotide messenger RNA. RefSeq lists its product as uncharacterized. The coding region runs from base 50 to 1984 and encodes 644 amino acids. NCBI's taxonomy places the organism in Eukaryota, Viridiplantae, Streptophyta, Magnoliopsida, Asparagales, Orchidaceae. The transcript is spliced from 2 exons. The record is from RefSeq and is a predicted model, not a curated record.